AUGGCCGACCAGGCCAGCCAGAUCUCGGACUGUGUCCCCUACAUCCCCAACAACGAGUAUGGUAGCUCGUACGAAGAGGCGCAGUCGCCCAUGAUGGGUGCUCGGCCCCGUCAAGUCCCCGAGAUUGUCACAUAUAGCCCUCAGCGUGGCUGUGAAGGUACUCGGGUAGUGGUGCAGAUUCAGUCCCCAUUUGACCUGCACAGCUCGUCUUAUGGUGCCUUGUACAUCGUCUUUGGAAGCAAGAAGUGCGAGUGCAACCCACACUUCCUUGGCUUCCAAGCCACUAACUUCCAGUACUGCCUCUCGGCUGAUGCCCCGUCAUUCAUCUCAACUGGUUCCCCCUCCGUGGCGGUCCCCCUCCAGGUCGUCCUGGAGACCCAGAGUGACUGCCCGCCCACAACCUUGCAGGUUGGUGUGUACACCUACGAGCAUGUGUCCCAGCCCUCGCCCGACGCUGAGUCAAGGAAGAGAAAGUUCUCUUCUUACUCGGACAACGCGGUGGCCGCUUCAGUACCCGCCAAGCGCACCGCAGGCCACCAGGUGGUUCCCAAGGUUGAGCAACACGACAACUAUACCUACCGUGAAAACCGCUCGGCCUCUUUCUCGCCGUACCUGCAGACUCUGCCCGCUAUGACAGGAUUCGUCACCCCGUAUCACGCUGCCUCUUCCCCUCGUGUCGGCCCUACUCAAUACUCGAGUGUCUCGGCCACUUCCCAACCAGCUCUGCGUGCUCCCUCUCCUCUCACUCCCGCCUGGAGCCCAUCUUUCAUGCCUGGGAAUGAUAUGCGGAGUCAAAGUAUCGCCAUGGUUCAUUCUAUGUCCCAGCGCCGGGGUCCCUCGCCAGCACGCGUUUCCAACACUGGCAACCCUACAUUGAUCCGCACCUCCACCUUGCAGCAGCAGUCCACCGGCCUUGGACAAAACUCCACUUUCAACCCGUACGCUAUGUACCCGACCAAGGCUGUUCUGAAGCUGAACGGUGAUUUGAACUCCAUGGCCACUGGCUGGAGUGCGGAGGAGCGUGAGGCCCAGCGCCGCCUGGUGCAGUUCACUCGCUCUCAGACUGGUAGCACGAUCAAUGCCGAGUUCAAGCCUGUGACUCUCGAGGAGCGCGCCCCCAACAGCAUUUGCAUUAGCUGCAUUCACUGGGAAGGCAAGGACGAGUGCUUCGUUACCAGUGUGGACACUAUCUAUCUGCUAGAGUCCCUUGUUGCUGUCCGCUUCACUGUCGAGGAGAAGAACCGUAUUCGACGAAACCUGGAGGGCUUCCGCCCGCUGACCGUCUCCAAAGCCAAGGCUGACAGCGAGGAGUUCUUCAAGGUGAUCAUGGGCUUCCCUGCACCCAAGCCGCGUAACAUUGAGAAGGACGUCAAGGUCUUUCCUUGGAGCAUCCUUGCCGAGGCUCUGCGAAAGAUCAUUGGCAAAUACUCCGCUAGCUAUUCAUCUACCGCAGGGGUGCUACCCACACCGAUGACAAAUUACGCCAGCCAUGGCACUGGCUCUGACUCGGGCACCGAGCCUCAUGGCGCUGGUUCCCCGCAGUCGCUCUCUGAUGCCGGCCCCGUCAGCACCUAUGGUCACCACCACGCCUUGCCUGCUCCGGUGUAUGUCUCGCAGCCAGAUCAGUCUGGUGUUUCGAUGGCUGCUGCUUCCGAUCUCCGUGUGCUGAUGCCUCCCAUCAGCCAGCCUUACUCUUCUGUCGGAGCGUACUCAUAUGCUGCCAUCUGCCAACCUCAAAAUUCUCACGGUCUGGUCGCUUCCACCUCGCGGACAUCUUGGGAGAUGCACAGUCUCGGCGCUUCAACUCCCUCCACUACCACUGCCUAUGGCUACAUGGACCCGGUGUAUCCGAUACACGAUGGACCGCAGGGUCACUGA
Molecule: messenger RNA, 1878 nt
Organism: Penicillium daleae
Lineage: Eukaryota; Fungi; Ascomycota; Eurotiomycetes; Eurotiales; Aspergillaceae
Gene: medA
Product: transcriptional regulator medA
Exons: 2
Coding region: 1-1878 (625 amino acids)
Cellular component (GO): nucleus
Source: RefSeq, a predicted model, not a curated record